This is a messenger RNA of Betta splendens (Siamese fighting fish), 4306 nucleotides long. Its product is annotated as SH3 domain and tetratricopeptide repeat-containing protein 1. The record is from RefSeq and is a predicted model, not a curated record. Bases 117 to 4061 code for a protein of 1314 amino acids. NCBI's taxonomy places the organism in Eukaryota, Metazoa, Chordata, Actinopteri, Anabantiformes, Osphronemidae. The transcript is spliced from 19 exons. Gene Ontology annotation, molecular function: protein binding.
UAUUUUGAAAAGACUCCCCCGGACGAUGAUCGUGGCCGGCUUGACUCUGCGGACUCCUGCACUGAGAGCAGCAGACAGCUUGUUGCACUCCACGCUGUAGUGGACAUGUAGCGGACAUGUCGGCCAGGUCGCACCGACACACCGGGAGCAGGUACCGGAGGACCGUCAGCAGUGAGGAGGGGGCGGAGAGGUCCAGCAGCGCCAUGUUGCACGGUUUGUCCAGAGACCCGGACGGUCUGAGGAGAACUCUGUCGACAGGCGACGAAAGAUUUCCCACAGUUCUGCCAGUGCAGCUGGAUGUGGUCAGGGGUCCCGAGCGCCUUCCUGCAGACGAGGAGUCAAAGGAAAUGUUGAGGGGGAAACUGCGCAUUCUGCAGGUUGAUAGUUCGGAGGUCAACGCUCUGUUCACGGAGUUGUCUGCUCACGUUGUCUCCAUUAACAGUGAAGAAAAGGUUAUUUUCGUGACCUUCCACACAUUUGAGGAGAUGUGGAAGUUCAGCACAUAUUACACAAUGGGUUUGCUGGGACGCUGCUUGGAGUAUUUGCUGUUCGAUAACAAGCUGUGGCUCACUUCUCUGGAGCAGGACGUGGCUAUUGACGUCUCUGUUCAGGACGAAACACUCAGCCUCAUCUACAAAGGCCUCCUAAUGCAGGAAGGCUCACUGUUUGCCAGAUGUAGCGCCAACCAGAUGUUUGACAGCUCAACAUCUGGAGGAGACCUCUACCUGGAGCAGGGAGACCUGGCCCAGUUUGAGCCCCCCUUCUUGGGCUCCUGCUGGACCGUCCUGUGCCUGGCAGACGGAGCCCGGGGCACCGCGCCCAAACCCGCCCUGGAGCCGGUCGUUCCCUUCCACCAGUGGUGCCUCAGGUCCUGUGAAGAGAGCAUCUUAGUUGGUGAUGGGAAGGCGGCCUGUGACUUUCCUCUGCAGUUUGCCAGAGGAACCUGUGUGGCCACAGCAGAGUAUGACGCCGGGGGCCCCGAUGAGCUGAGCUUGGCACCAGGUGACCCCAUCCUCAUCUUGGGGCUCCUGGUGUCUUGUUUCGACUGGUUCACUGGGAAGAAGACGACGACGGGGGAAGUGGGUCUGGUCAGGACCAGUCUCGUGAAACCCUCCGCUGAUGCUCACGACUCAGCAGAUAUCUUUUUGGAUGACGAGGACGGGACGUUCUUCAGCGUGCAAGAGGAUAGCGUCAUAGCAGAAACCAUUGCCCUAUUAAAGAAGAAAUCUCAAAAUGAUACUGGUCAUAACUAUAAACUGGAUACUAUCAGUUGUCAAGGCUCCAGUCAUCAAGAAAAGAAACCAUUUAUCUCAUCAAGUGAAGCUGAUACUCAACAUGCUGAGUUGAUGAGAAACAUCCAGAGGAUCCUCCACCAAGGAAACAACCUGUCACCAGACUCUGCCGCCGACCUCACCCACGCUCUGAAGCAGCCUCAGUCCAGUGUGGCCCAAGACCCGGCUCCUCCCCGCUUCCCAGUUCACCCAGCGGCAGAAGGAAGCACCGCUGACCACAUCCUCCCCCUCCUCUGCUUCUUGGAGGGGCGAGACCACAAAGUCGAAUUCGGCGCUUUGUACAGGCUGAGCGGCGACCUGCUCGCUUCGUCCACCUUCUGCGGCCACUCCGGAGAGGACGAGCUCAUUGCCUUUCUGGGCGUUGCCAGGGAAACGGCCCGGAAGAAGCGCCUGCUGUGGCCGCAGACGCGCCUGUGCUUCCUGCUGGGCAGGCUGUGCGCGGGCCGGUCCAAGUUCAGCCAGGCCCGGGUCUACUUCGAGGAGGCCCUCGGCGUUCCGCGCGAGGGCUUCGCCGACCUCGGCCUGCUGGCCGGCAUCUACUCCAACCUGGCGGCCAUCUACCUCCUGCAGAAAUACACCGAGAAUUUCUUUGCGGUGGCCGAGCGGCUCGCCGCCCUGCUGCUGGGGAUCCCAGGCUGCUUAGCGAGCGCGGAGGACAGCUCUGUCCUGAAAUACAUCCUCAAGAAGGCCGUUCUGUGUCGGAACAAGAUGGCGGAGGCCCGGGCCUGUUACCUGCUGGCCAAGCGCUGCUGGGCUUGUGCCGACUGGGCUCAGGCGGUCCCGUACCUUGAGCGGUUGCUCGUUCUUCACGCUGCACGUCCGUCGCCGUGGAGCGUCUCUCUCAGCCAUGGGUACCUGGCUCUGGGGAGGCUCUACAGCCAACUCUGCCUCCCCCACCUCAGCGUCGGUUCGGCCCGGAAGGCGUCCGCGCUGCCGUCCGCCGCGCUCAGCGACUGUCUGACCGGCGCGGCGCUGGCGCUGGACGCCGUCGGCAGACUGACGGGACUGUCGGAACGGGACGCGACCGUCCCGCCCCAGCUGGCCCCGUUCCUACGCCGGGCCCUCGGCUUCACCGAGGUCCGGGAGCAGAGAGGGAGCCCGUACGACGCGUUGAAUCACCAGCUCACCGUUUGCCUGUGCCGCGUCUUCGACAAGCAUAGGCUGGUCGGCCGCGCUAUCAGCCUCAUGCGCGCUCUCGUCAGCAGCAGCCCCCGGCGGGCCUCCGUCUCCGCGGCGGAGAGGAACAGCGCCCUCAUCUGGCUGGCGUGGCUGCACGUCCACAACAGCCAGCCCCGCGCCGCUCUGGACGUCCUGGACUUGGUCUUAUCAGCCAUGCCGGAGCACUGCACCGCUCCGCAGGAAGGCGUGGUCCUCAACAUGCGCGGCGUGGCCCUUGGAUGCCUGGGCGACCUGCAGGGGGCGGCGGAGAGCUACCAGGCUGCCGUCGACAUCUGCCAGGAGUUGGAGGACCUGCCCAACUGUGCCGUAGCUCUGGCUAAUCUGGGGCUUCUGUGUCUGAAGGCCGGCGCUCGGGAGCUCGCGCGCAGACACCUGACGGAGGCCGUGCGGCUGUUCUCUGAGCUGGACGGAGAGGCUCACGCAGCCAACUUCAUCGCAGUGCUGCUAGAGCUGGGGCAGCUCUACCUGAAGCAGAGGCAGAUGCAUCAUGGGAAAGGAUGCUAUGAGUGGGCUCUGUUGCUGGCUGUCAACGCCAACCUGUUGGACUGCCAGCUCGCCGCUACCAGAAAACUGUGCGAGCUGUACUCGUUGGAGAGUGCGGACCAGGGCCAGUGCAUCAUCUACAGCCGGCACCAGAUCCAGCUGCUGAGGCAGUCCGGAGACCGAGCCGAGGAGGCGGACGCGCUGGAAGCCAUCAGCCGGCUCUACCUCACUCUGGGCACAGAAAGGGCCUACCGGGCGGCGCUGGACUACACCAAGAGCAGCCUGGCCAUCUUCAUCGACCUGGGCCGCAGAGAGAAGGAGGCCUACGGGUGGCUGAAGGCCGGGAGCAUCUACCAGCUGCUGGGCCAGACUGAACUGGUGGACCUGUACGUUCAGGUAGCCCAGGACGUCGCACUCAGCACAGGAGACACUGGCUUCACGCUGAAGCUCCUGGAAGCAGCGGGGGACAUAUUUUUCAACAGCUCGCUGGAAAGAGACAAGGCCGUCACCUUUUACAGGGACCGCGCUCUGCCCAUCGCGGUGAAGAGCCGCUGUGUUCGCACCAGGCUGAGGCUGUGUAAUAAACUGGCCGAGGUGAUGCUUCAACUCAAGCUGUAUGGAGACGCGGUUGAGUUCGCUCAGACGGCGCUAGACAUCAGUACAAGUCUGGGCGAGCAGCUGAACGAGCGCGUGGCCUACCACCGCCUGGGCGCUCUCUACCACAGUCUGGAGCAGCAUGAACUGGCUGAACACUACUACCUGAAGACCCUGACCCUCUGCCCUUCACCCCUGGAGUUCGACGAGGAAACCCUGUACUACGUCAGGGUCUACCAGACACUGGGAGACAUUAUAUUCUACAACCUGAAGGAUCCGUUCGAUGCCGCAGGCUACUACCACUUAGCUCUGGCUGCAGCCAUGGAUCUGGGCAACAAGAGGUCCCAGCUGCUGCUGUGCACGCGCCUCGCCACCAUCUACCACAACUUCCUCGCCGACCGGGAGCGCUCGCUCUUCUUCUACCAGAAGGCAAGAGCAUUUGCUGCGGAGCUCAACAUGAAAAGGAUCAGCAUCGCUCCAGAUCAGCAGCAACACGGCAGCGGCUCUCACUAGAACCUCACUAGAACGUCCCGUGGAUGCCGUUGAUGAAAUAGUGUUUACAGGUCAGAUCUGCUGAUCACACAGUUCCGUGUGAGAGAUCCCUGUUGUACAUUUACAAUUUCACAGUAAAUAAUUACGUCAAAAUAUAUACGUAUAGUACAUCCACCAGGAAAGAUGUACACGUCUCCUUACACCUCUAAGACGAGGGUUUCAUGUUUUUAUAUAAUAUUUUAACAAUAAAAGCAAAACUACACGUU